AUGGCGGACGCCGGCGAAGAUACCACGCACGUACAGGAGCCUCUUGACCUCGUCAAGCUCCUGCUUGACGAAGUAGUUUUCGUCAAGCUUAGGGGUGACCGUGAGCUCAAGGGCAGACUUCACGCAUACGACAGCCAUUGCAACCUUGUUCUGGGAGAGGUCGAGGAGACGAUCUAUGUGGUGGAUGAGGAUGAAGAGGAUGAGGAAGUGAAGACUAUCAGCAGAAAGUCGGAAAUGCUCUUCGUUCGUGGUGACAGUGUGGUCCUCAUCUCGCCUCAAGCGUCCUCAUAA
Molecule: messenger RNA, 291 nt
Organism: Colletotrichum godetiae
Lineage: Eukaryota; Fungi; Ascomycota; Sordariomycetes; Glomerellales; Glomerellaceae
Exons: 4
Coding region: 1-291 (96 amino acids)
Biological process (GO): mRNA splicing, via spliceosome; P-body assembly
Cellular component (GO): P-body; precatalytic spliceosome; catalytic step 2 spliceosome
Molecular function (GO): RNA binding
Source: RefSeq, a predicted model, not a curated record